CUCUUCUUUUCUAUGCAGCCUAGACUGAUUAGAAAGGCUGGUCUGGCGGCGGAGGCUGGCGCUGUCCUGAGAGGGAGGGCUCGGUGUGGAAGAGGUGAGGGUGUCCCAGGUCCUCGGGCCGCGUCUCGGGUGGAGUCCUCCCUCUCUUCCUCCUAAUCUUCUUCCUCUUCUUCUCUGAGACCUCCCUUGGUCUCUCUCCUCCCGCCUGACUCGGUUCGGGGCCAGUCCUGCGAGCCCGGCUACGCUCCGAGGGAGCCCCAAGACGUGGGUCCGAGCGUGACAUUUGGUUCUGAACCAACACAGCCCAGGGAUCCGCCGGGCUCUGAUGAAUCGGACAAAAGGUGAUGAGGAGGAAUAUUGGAACAGCUCUAAGUUCAAGGCUUUCACUUUUGAUGAUGAAGAUGAUGAACUGUCACAGUUAAAGGAAUCCAAGCGAGCAGUGAAUAGCCUUCGAGACAUUGUGGAUGAUGACGAUGACGACGAUGACCUGGAACGAGUCAGCUGGAGUGGGGAGCCUGUGGGAAGUAUCUCAUGGUCCAUCAAAGAGACUGCUGGUAAUAGUGGGUCAGCGCAGGAUGGACGUGAACAGAUAAAGGGCCGAAACAGUUUCUCCUCCUAUGCACAACUACCCAAACCAACUUCCACUUACUCCCUGAGCAGCUUCUUUAGAGGUAGGACUAGACCUGGAAGUUUCCAAUCUCUUUCUGAUGCUCUAUCAGAUACACCUGCCAAAAGUUAUGCUCCAGAGCUCCGGAGGCCCAAGGGGGAGUAUAGGGAUUACAGCAAUGACUGGAGCCCCAGUGAUACAGUACGACGCCUUAGGAAGGGCAAGGUCUGCUCCCUGGAAAGAUUCCGCUCCUUACAGGACAAGCUACAACUCCUAGAAGAGGCAGUCAGCAUGCAUGAUGGAAAUGUUAUUACUGCAGUUCUGAUCUUCUUGAAGAGGACGCUGAGCAAAGAGAUCCUCUUCCGAGAGCUGGAGGUGAGACAGGUUGCCCUAAGACACUUCAUUCACUUCCUUAAGGAAAUAGGUGAUCAAAAGCUGCUUCUAGAUCUCUUCAGGUUCCUAGAUAGAACAGAAGAGCUGGCGUUAUCCCACUAUCGAGAGCAUUUGACCAUUCAGGACCCUGAGAAACGAAAAGAAUUUCUGAAGACCUGCAUUGGUUUGCCAUUUUCAGCAGAAGAUACUGCACACAUACAAGACCAUUACACCCUCCUGGAACGUCAGAUUAUUAUUGAGGCAAAUGAUCGACAUUUAGAAGCAGCAGGACAGACUGAGAUCUUCCGGAAGCAUCCUCGAAAAGCUUCCAUCCUCAACAUGCCACUAGUGACAACGCUUUUCUACUCCUGCUUCUAUCACUACACGGAAGCUGAGGGGACAUUCAGCAGUCCCAUCAACCUGAAGAAGACAUUUAAGAUCCCAGACAAGCAGUAUGUGCUGACAGCACUGGCUGCUCGUGCCAAGCUCCGAGCCUGGCAUGAUGUCGAUGCCCUCUUCACCACAAAGAACUGGCUCGGUUACACCAAAAAAAGGGCACCCAUUGGCUUCCAUCGAGUUGUGGAAAUUUUACACAAGAACAGUGCCCCUGUUCAGAUAUUGCAGGAGUAUGUCAACCUGGUGGAAGAUGUGGACACAAAAUUGAAUUUAGCCACUAAAUUCAAGUGUCAUGAUGUUGUUAUUGAUACCUGCAGAGACCUGAAGGAUCGUCAGCAGCUGGUUGCAUACAGGAGCAAGGUAGACAAAGGAUCUGCAGAGGAGGAGAAAAUUGACACUAUUCUCAGCAGCUCGCAAAUCCGAUGGAAGAAUUAAGUAGCAUUAGCUUCACUGAAACUCGCCUUAGUUCUUCCUGUCCUGCCUGUGAAAAUACAAAGAACUCUUCUGUGGGAGACUACAACAUUACACCCACUUGUGCCCUUCAUCAACAGGCAAUACUUGCUGCUCUUGAGACAGAAACCAGCCCCUGGGCGCAGGUAGCUUCAGACUUAUCUCUCCAAGGCCAUCAUAUAAGAGCCAGUUCCUAACACUUUGACCCAUGAGAAAAAUACUUUCCACCAGGUGCUCUUGUGAAGGUGGGAGCCCACAGUGGUAAGAUUUUUCUUGGUCUGUGAAAAGUGACUGCUCUAGAAAGGACGUCUCAUAGACUUCAGAGGUACGAAAGGGGUCUCAGGGUGGCUACUCCAUUCCUCUCAGCUAAUUAUGACCCAGAACCUGAUGCUGGACAUUGGCAGUUAUACUCUGAAGGAAAUCAGAACAGAACCUAAGUGACUGUCUUCCGGGGGCCUCAGGAAGACAUACCAGAAUUGCUCAGCUCUACUGGAGACAGACCCAUACCAGACUGCCCAGAGCCCUGUGCGAGAUGACGGGCACUGCCCAGAUGGUGGGUUUCCUCAGCCAGUAUCUCUUUGCUGCUCCAGUCUAUUUUAUUCAAAAAGUUAGAGUACUCCUCUCACCUGUACACUGAGAUGACCUGUUUGGGUGAUGAGAGUCCCCUUAUCUUUUCCUCUAUUCCUAUCCCAGACUCAUAAUCUUAUAGGUUCAGCAGUGCUAGAGCGCUCUUUCGUUAGGCAAAAAUCUCCUUUACCAGAAGCAUUCAGAAGUUUCUCCUGAACUAAAAUUGGCGGCCCUCCUGUUAGGCCUGACUGAAAAGGAUACUCUAUAUUGCCAUUCUGCCCUGUAUUCCUAUCACCCACUCUUCUGUGACUCAACAGAGUUUUCCUGACAUGCCUACUAAUAAAGCUGUUUCAUCCUUGG
Molecule: messenger RNA, 2752 nt
Organism: Perognathus longimembris pacificus (Pacific pocket mouse)
Lineage: Eukaryota; Metazoa; Chordata; Mammalia; Rodentia; Heteromyidae
Gene: Vipas39
Product: VPS33B interacting protein, apical-basolateral polarity regulator, spe-39 homolog
Exons: 20
Coding region: 326-1810 (494 amino acids)
Biological process (GO): intracellular protein transport; vacuolar transport
Cellular component (GO): cytoplasm
Source: RefSeq, a predicted model, not a curated record